Salmo salar (Atlantic salmon) is the source of this 2943-nucleotide messenger RNA. Its product is annotated as beta-1,4-galactosyltransferase 7. Gene Ontology annotation, biological process: proteoglycan biosynthetic process; carbohydrate metabolic process. Gene Ontology annotation, molecular function: xylosylprotein 4-beta-galactosyltransferase activity. Gene Ontology annotation, cellular component: Golgi apparatus. The record is from RefSeq and is a predicted model, not a curated record. Lineage: Eukaryota; Metazoa; Chordata; Actinopteri; Salmoniformes; Salmonidae.
CAAUGUCUUCGGCGAACAGGUUGUGAUAUGUUCGUGAGUAGAAGCUCUUUUAGUGAACUAACGAAUUAUGUCAAUGUAACUUUCGUAUGGUAGUGUGUGUGAAACACACCGUUAAUUAUCGAAACAAAUUAUAUUUGUGUAGUUUGUUGCUAGACUUCUUUUGCUUCCCGAAAUCCACGGGUCUCACUGUGCGGUAGGUCAUGGCGGGUAGGAACAACAUUUCCCAUGCUCCUCUAUGUUGCCACGUGUCCACCCGGGGCGUCUUAAUUACGCCGAUUCCGUUCCAAAACGUUUCUUUAAACGGAAGGAAAUGGGUCUGGACCUACCCGAACGUGUCCAAUAUCGUGUCCAACUCGUUUUAGCUGUAAAACGUUUUACAACACUUUGGACUAAUGAUUACACCCCUGUUAGAAAGCUCGCUAGUCAUUAGCCAGCGUCAAGCCAAAGCUUUGCCAAUGUAACAAGAAAAUUGACACGGAAUGUCAGUAACCAAAGGCGUAUUGUGACAUUUCGAGGAAGAAUAUGACAAGAACAUCGAAAUCCGACUGCAAAGGAGAGAACCAUGAAGAAUGGAGAAGUUCGAUUGUAGAAUCACGACAAAAACAUUCUCUGUUUCAUGAGUAGCUAACUACUGUCAAAAUCUGGGGAAUAGCAAUACUCUUAUUUUUUCUGUGCAACCUUGAAGCUGUUGUCAUUUGCAACUUUUGAAAAUGAUGUAUUCAUCUAGAAGAAAACCAGUCCUCUAUUUCAAAGAAGACAGAAGCCUAUUUCUCAAAAACGUUUGAGAAUGCAGCUGGUGUAAAAUGGAUUGCAGGCAGGUGUUGAAGAUGGUUAAAGUAUUUCACAUCAUUUCUUGGUAUUGUUCAACCUCAAAGAAAUGAGACACCAAAAGUACCUCGUCCAGAAGAGCGUAAUCAAUUCUGGUCUGGGAAAUGCACUGUCUACAAACUAUUUGGUCUGUGUGUGGUUCUGGUACUGGUCUCCCUCCUAUGGCUCCAACUCAGCUGUACAGGAGACAUGGGCCGGGUUGUAGUGGAUGACAGGCGCCUCCAACAUCAGCCCUGUCCGCUGGACAGACAGGCAUCCGCUGCGGACGACCCUUCCUGGGGUCCUCACAAGCUGGCCCUCCUGAUACCUUUCAGGGAGAGGUUUGAGGAGCUGUUGGUGUUUGUCCCCUUCAUGCACACCUUCUUGAACAACAAGAAAAUACUGCAUAAGAUCUUCGUAAUCAACCAGAUGGAUCACUAUCGGUUCAACAGAGCCUCUCUCAUUAACGUUGGUUACACGGAGAGUGGUAACGACACCGAUUACAUCGCCAUGCAUGAUGUGGACUUGUUACCUCUGAAUGAAGCUCUGGACUAUGGUUUCCCAGAGGAGGGCCCUUUCCACGUGGCCUCACCAGAGCUGCACCCCCUGUAUCACUACAAGACAUACGUGGGAGGAAUCCUGCUGCUCACCAAACAGCAUUAUCACAUGUGCAACGGCAUGUCCAACCGGUUCUGGGGAUGGGGAAGAGAAGACGAUGAAUUCUACAGGAGACUAAGAACUGCUGGAUUACAGCUCUUCAGGCCCAGUGGGAUAAAAACAGGGUAUAAAACCUUUCGCCACAUCCAUGACCCUGCCUGGAGGAAGAGAGACCAGAAGAGAGUGGCUGCACAGAAACAGGAACAAUUCAAGGUUGACCCUGAGGGCGGGUUGACUAACUUGCAGUACAAGGUGGAGUCGAGACAGGAGCUGACUAUUAGUGGAGCCCCUGUCACUGUCCUCAACAUCAAACUGGGGUGUGACACGGACAAGACUCCCUGGUGUCUGUUGAACUAAGAUGGCCUCCAUGAUAGACCUAUGCUGCCUCUCAUCUGGGUUAUGUUCAUUAUCCAUCAAACGGAAGAAAACAAACUAAAACAGGGAGGGACUACCUGAGCUUCUCCAAUGAGAAACACUUGUUUUUGUGUGCCCUAAUGAAUAUGACCCUGGUGCUACAGAAGGGGUGCUGUUAGCCCCUGCUUGCUGUGCUACGUCGGGACAGUUUCUGGUCCUGAGGACAUGGCUAAAACAAACAACCGCACCAGGAGACAUGGGUACCAUAUUCUGGCCGGUCCAGAAAAGAGGCUUUGGCCUCUGACCUUUGAACCCAGCAACGCCUUCCCUCAUUGGAGAGAUGGAAUGUAUUUAUAAACUAGCUAAAUGAUGUUGUCCUUUAGAACUGCAGCGUAGCCGUCUGGCUUGCAUUCAGAACUGUGAGUGACUGGAUCUCAUGCAGGCCUAACAUCAGGGGCUUUAAACUACAGACGCUUUGCCAAUAUUGACGACACAUGAAAGGAAAGGUGUACUGAAAUCAUAAGCAAAGUCCUUUGUAUCUGUUUAUCCAGGGACAGACAAGGACCAACCCUGCUUAGCUUCGGAGGCCAACCAGCAGUGGGAUGUAGGGUGGUCUGUUGCUGGGUGUGAUACUAGUGGAUCAUUUUCAGGAAUCACUUUUCUGUCCUUCAGUUGAACUCUGCUGUACUGUCUGGCUUAAUGUCUUAUCAUCAGAGUUAGUUUACUAUGAAAGGGUUUUCUUUCUGAACUUGUAAUGCACCGGAUUGGCAUGCCACCUCCAUGAUACAUAGCGCUGUAUUCUCAUCCGGUAUCCAUUGUGACCCAUCAUGUAGUCAACUAGUAGUGAGUUGAGUAUCAGAGUGCCAUUUUGGGUUUGUUGUUGAUGGUAAAUCAGCUUUUAAGGUUUACAGUUUGUGCUUUUAGAACGUUUUCAGAGAACGACUUGAUAUUAUGAAAGUAUGUUUGGGUAAAUGAACAUAUGUUUAGGUAAUGUCAAGCGUAUGUUACAACAGUUUGGCCAUAUAUCAUACUGCUGCAAUGUCUUUUUGAAUGAUGGUACUGAAAAAUGUAUUUGUACAAUAUUCAGUAUUUAUAUAAAGUUAUGACUCAAAACCCCGGGAAAAA